GUGAGCCUUGCAGAUGCGAUUCAAAAACAGAUGUACCCUCCACCAAACCGCCUCAGCCAGGCGUGUGUUAUAUUGCAGGUGUGUUCUAUACAGCUGUUCCACACAGGUGCGUUCGCGGCGCGGCCCCGCCUCCCGUUGGCCCCGCCUUCUCAUCUAGGCUCAGGUGCACAAGCCGGAAGUGUGCUCCCCUCCCAGGUGAGUGACUAAACUUUCCGGGUCACGUGAGCGGGCGGAGCUGGAAGAGUCCCACCGAGCUACUGACCGAGGCACCGAAAGUUCGGGCGAAGGACCGGGACCGGGACUCAGCGAGAUCGGAGACGCCUGGGCCAGGUGCCGGGUCGAAGGUAUCCCCGGCUGGAGAUGCGGUAGGAGCGGCGCGCUCGAGAAGCCCUGUCCCCAGUGCCACCAGCUCGUCGCCCGGCUCAUGGCGAGUCCUGGCCUGGGGCUGCUCCUGGCGCUCGGCCUGCCGCUGCUGCUGGCCCGCUGGGGCCGGGUCUGGGGGCAAACACCGGACCCCCAUGUAAGUGGGAACAGUACCAUUUCGCCCUCUGGCCCCAGUUCCGGCGCCAAUGGGGCCCUGUCCCAGGAGGCCACCACUGCCAUCAUCGUGGUCUUCUCCCUCCUGGCUGCCCUACUCCUGGCCGUGGGCCUGGUACUGCUGGUACGGAAGCUUCGGGAGAAACGGCAGACGGAGGGCACCUACCGGCCCAGCAGUGAGGAGCAGUUCUCCCAUGCAGCUGAGGCCCGGGCUCCCCAGGACUCCAAGGAGACAGUGCGGGGCUGCCUGCCCAUCUAGGUUCCCUUCCUCUAUCCAGCACCCUUCCUGGCUGUGUGAACUUGAGGGGAAGCAGAGCCCUCUCUGGGAAGCCAAACCCACCCAGUGCUUAGGACUAGGAGGGAAGAAGAUGCUUCAGAGACUUUGCCCUUGAGGACAAGGGAGGGCAAGGCUGCUCACUUGUGCGGUGUUAUAAACCUUUUCGUGAGCUGGUGGGGGCAGGGACUAGCCUAGGUGGAGGAGACACAUGCAGGGCUUGUAGGCUGUUGAGAGAUGAAUUGUAAAGUCUCUUAGGGGCUGGGAGGGCUUCCUGGAAGGGAGGGGCUUUUAGCUGCACCUAGGAGCUAGCUGGAGGCUGCCUUGUGGAGGGAAGGCUGUGGAUGGCGGUAGGUUUCCGAACAGAGGGUUCCCAGAUAAACCCACCAGGAAAAACCAGCUUUUUGGUUCUGCAGC
Vicugna pacos (alpaca) is the source of this 1228-nucleotide messenger RNA. It is a transcript of the gene CRB3, whose product is annotated as crumbs cell polarity complex component 3. The record is from RefSeq and is a predicted model, not a curated record. NCBI's taxonomy places the organism in Eukaryota, Metazoa, Chordata, Mammalia, Artiodactyla, Camelidae.